Molecule: messenger RNA, 864 nt
Organism: Pistacia vera
Lineage: Eukaryota; Viridiplantae; Streptophyta; Magnoliopsida; Sapindales; Anacardiaceae
Product: protein SUPPRESSOR OF npr1-1, CONSTITUTIVE 1-like
Exons: 1
Coding region: 1-864 (287 amino acids)
Source: RefSeq, a predicted model, not a curated record
AUGACUAUCCAUCUCUCACCCCGCAUCUCAUCAGAUGGUUGGUUGCCUGACACACUGAAAAAACUUAGCAUUAGUGGAUGUCCAGACCUCACAAUGCUAUUAUUAAGAACUUUUCCUAAGGCACUUGAACGUCUCUCUAUUAUCUCUUGUUCAAACCUAGAGUCUACAAUAGAGACAUUUGAAAAUAAUGAGUUUCUCAAAGUGAUUAAGUUUGUGGACUGUGAUAAACUUACAUUCGUGCCUUCAGACCUACACAAUCUUACAUUUCUUGAAAGUAUUUUGAUAUGGAAUUGUCCAAAUAUGGAAAUAUCCUUCAAAUUCCCGAACUCUCUUCAAGAAUUAGAUAUAAAGGAUAGUCCAAUAUUGUUUGUAGAAGAAGGCGUUCCAACCAACCUUAAACUACUCUAUGUUGCAAAUGAGGCCAAAAUCUAUAAGCCACUAUUAAAGGGGGCAUUGCAGAAAAUCACCUCUCUUAGACGACUUGUUAUUGCUAGAACGCCCGCCUCUCUAGCUUCUCUAUCUAGUUUGUGUCUUCAAAGCCUCACUUCUCUUGAACGGUUGGAGAUCGAAAAUUUUCCAGAGCUAAAAACCAUUCCAAACUUGGGAAGCCUCAUCUCUCUUGAUAGUUUGUGGAUCAAGAAUUUCCCGAACAUCGAAUACAUUCCAGAUUUGGGAAGCCUGACCUCUCUUUUAUUUUUGAGUAUUGAAGAAUGCCCAAAGCUCAAAUCCAUCCCAGAUCUGGGAAGCCUAACCUCUCUUGAAUCUUUGUGGAUUGAGGAAUGCCCAAAGCUAAAACCUUUGCAAAGCCUGUCACCUCCUCUUACGAAGUUACAUAUUGCCCGUUGUCCACUGUUAAAAAGAUAG